AUGCUUCCGGAAGGUAAUGAGUUACCGCUUUCGACAUACCGAGCAAAAAAGUUGAUGUGUCCUAUGGGAUUAGAAAUUGAAAGAAUACAUGCAUGUCCAAAUGAUUGUAUGUUGUAUAGAAAUGAGUUCGAGAAUGAACAUAAAUGUUUUAGAUGUAAUGCAUCGAGGUAUAAACGUAAAAAAGAAACCGAUGAAGUUGAUGAUGAUGUGACAAAAAAUGGGCCACCGGCUAAAAUGUUGUGGUACUUUCCCAUCAUACUGAGAUUGAAACGUCUGUUUUCAAACAAAAAAGAGGCAAAACUAUUACGUUGGCAUUCAGAUGAGCGUGUAAAUGAUGGAAAAUUAAGACACGUGGCGGAUUCACCUCAGUGGAGAAACAUUGAUAACAUGUAUCCAGAACUUGGAGAAGAGAUUAGAAACAUACGGUUUGGACUUAGUUCAGACGGAAUCAAUCCUUUCGGGAGCAUGAGUAGUCUCCGUAGUACGUGGCCGGUUCUUUUAUGUAUCUACAAUCUUCCACCGUGGUUAGCCAUGAAACGAAAAUACAUUAUGAUGUCUUUGUUGAUUCAGGGUCCGAAACAACCUGGUAAUGAUAUUGAUGUUUAUUUGUCUCCUUUAAUUGAAGACUUAAAAACUCUAUGGAAUUCAGGUGUAGAUAUGUAUGAUGCUUACAAGAAAGAACAAUUUAAAUUGCGGGCCAUGAUUUUUUGCAUCAUAAGUGAUUUUCCUGCGUACGGUAACUUGUCAGGGUACAAGACGAAAGGUAAGAAAGCUUGUCCUGUUUGUGAAGAUGAGACAAGUUCAGUAUAUUUAAAAAAUUGCAAAAAAACUGUAUACAUGGGACAUCGAAGAUUCCUUCCAGAUGGUCACAUUUAUCGAGAGAAAAAGGAAGAGUCUGAUGGUAGUACCGAGCUCCGAAAGAUAAGGAAACGAUUUGAUGCAUUUUCAAGAGUUAAAAAUUUAAAAACUGUGUUGGGAAAAAAAAUUGUGUUGGGAAAAAGAACUCGCGUUGAGAAAGGUGUUAUUUGGAAAAAGAAGUUAAUCUUUUGGGAAUUACCUUACUGGAAACAUUUAGAUGUUAGACAUUGCCUAGAUGUUAUGCAUAUCGAAAAAAACGUAUGUGAUAGCUUGUUGGCUUAUUGUUAA
Molecule: messenger RNA, 1146 nt
Organism: Helianthus annuus (common sunflower)
Lineage: Eukaryota; Viridiplantae; Streptophyta; Magnoliopsida; Asterales; Asteraceae
Exons: 1
Coding region: 1-1146 (381 amino acids)
Source: RefSeq, a predicted model, not a curated record